Saprolegnia diclina VS20 is the source of this 2217-nucleotide messenger RNA. RefSeq lists its product as hypothetical. NCBI's taxonomy places the organism in Eukaryota, Oomycota, Saprolegniomycetes, Saprolegniales, Saprolegniaceae. The coding region runs from base 1 to 2217 and encodes 738 amino acids. The record is from RefSeq and is a predicted model, not a curated record. The transcript is spliced from 13 exons.
AUGCAGCGGCGCAAGAGCAGCAAGCGCAGCGCGCCCGCGGCCAUGGCCUACUCGUUGGAGGAGGCGACGUGCAAGGGCCCGAUCACAUGGGCGGAUCCCGUUCUCGCCGUGCUUCUGGCGACGACGCUGGGCGUGUAUGGCGCGACCUUGUAUCCGAGCGUCGCGGGCGGUGAUAGCGGGGAGCUGCUGGCCGAAGCGUGCCACUUGGGCGUGGCCCAUCCCCCUGGGUACCCGCUCUACAGCAUGUUGAACCAUGUCGUGAUGCAGUUGCUGCCUGGUGGCCCGUCCAAGGCCUGGCGUGCCAACGCCUUCUCCGCGGCGUGCGACGGCCUGUGUGCGAUAUACAUCUACUGGUCGACGCUGCUUUGGCUUCCGCGGUACUACGAUGUAUGGAUGGUGCGCUGCGCGGGUGCAACUGCGGCGAUCGGCUUUGCGCUCAGCCCGCUUGUCUGGACGUACGCAGUUGGCGCCGAGGUUUUUUCGCUCAACAAUGCGUUCGCUGGCGCGCUUCUCUACGUCCUCCUUCGCUUUGCAACAGUGUCAUCGCCGUGGCCACUCGCCUACGUUGGCGCCAUUCUCUGCGGCCUCGCGCUCACCAACCAGCACACGAUCGUGCUCUUUGAGCUGCCGCUGAUUCCGUGGGUUCUGUGGACACUGCGCGCGACGCUGAGCCUGCGACGACUCGGGCUCCUUUGUCUUUGCUUUCUCGUCGGCCUCGCCCCGUAUGUGUACUUGCCGUUGACGUCCUUUCUGCAGCCGCAGCCCGGGUCGUGGGGCGACGUCACUUCCUUCAGCGGCUUUGUCCACCACCUUCGGCGGGGCGACUAUGGCACGUUCCGCCUUUUCUCGACCGAGAAGGAGACCGAAGGACUCUACGAACGCCUCGUGCUCUACUUUGCCGACCUCGUCCAGCGCGAGGGCAGCUAUGUCGUGGCGCCGUUGGCCGUCGUUGGCUGCGUCGCGUCGCUCCGCCACGCGGCUGGGCCGGUCGUGCUCGCCAUGUACCUCGUGUACAUACUUGGUUUCCACGCGCUCGCGAAUCUCCCGCUCACCGAAGGACUUCUCUACGGCGUGCACAUGCGCUUUUGGCAGCAGCCCAACGUCCUGGCGUUCACGUAUGCGGGCGUCGGACUCGGCACUCUCUUGCAGGCCCUGCCGACGCGGCCGACGUGGCGGCUUGCGAUUGGUGCAACGUGCGCCGUGGGCGCGGGGGUCGGGCAAUACCUUCGCUGGCACGACCUCUGCGACCAAAGCAGCGCUUCGUACAUUGCGCAGUACGCCAAGGCGCUUCUGGCCCCGCUCCCAAAGAAUGCACUCGUACUGAUCAACUACGACUUGCAGUGGACGUCGAUGCGGUACCUUACACGCUGCGAAGGCUACCGACCGGACCUCACGAUCAUCAACCUCUCGAUGAUGACGUAUGCGUGGUUUGGCACCAAGCACACACAGUACCCGGAGCUAAUUUUUCCUGGCUCACACCUCGUGCCGGCGUCGGCCUCGCAAAAUGGCGGGUUCAGCUUGUUGCAACUGCUCAACGCCAACGCCAAGCGCUAUCGCAAGGCCGGCAUCUACCUCGGCGGCCAGCUCAACUACAAGGAUACCGACCUCUUGCGCGCGUACACGUUCGUACCGCACGGCCUCCUCGACAAGCUGCACAAGUCGUCGCAACCCGUGUACCGCCGCCUCGAGACGUGGCAUGCGCAAAUGACCGCGACGCUCCGUGUCGUCCAUCGCCACCUGCCGUCGCUGCCACCGCCGUCCCGCUACAACGACGAGACGUGGGAGUGGACCAUCGCGCGCGACUACCACAUGAAGAAGCUUUCGCUAGCGACCUUUCUCUUGGACGAGACGAUCAAGGCCAAUGGCUCCAUCGCUUGGCUCGCCGAGGCGGCCAAGCCCAUGGAGCAUUCGCUCCUCUUUGAGCCAAAGCAGUUCUGGACCGACGACCUCCUCAAGAACCUCGGUCUCGCCUACGCCUACAUCGUCAAGUCCCCAGAGACGUUUCCGGCCGAGGCGACGGACGUGCUCUUGCCGCACGUUGGUGCAAGCGUGUCGGAUGCAACCAAUUGGAAGGACCGCGCGAGUGCGCGCAUGUUGGAAGUAUGGCACAUGUGGCUGCAGCUGCCGUCGGCCAAGCGCGAUCCAGGCUACGCGGCCAUUCAAGGCAUUGUCGGUCAGUUCCUCCCGUCGUCAGCUGGGCACACGCCAUCAACAUAA